Messenger RNA from Dreissena polymorpha, 1076 nucleotides. RefSeq names its product nuclear apoptosis-inducing factor 1-like. The coding region runs from base 228 to 938 and encodes 236 amino acids. NCBI's taxonomy places the organism in Eukaryota, Metazoa, Mollusca, Bivalvia, Myida, Dreissenidae. The transcript has 7 exons. The record is from RefSeq and is a predicted model, not a curated record. Gene Ontology annotation, cellular component: nucleus.
AUGCGAUAUUAUCGCCGAUCGCCGAUUGCUGAUCUUUUACCUGCGAUUGCGAUAUUUUUUUAAAAGCGUUUCAUCAAACAUAUCGCAGAUUCUUGCCGGUAGUUUGCCGGUAGUUUAGUGCUAUGAGCGAUAAUCGCUCACAGUCUACUAUCAAAAUGACGUAAAAAACGGGCACCUGCUGAAUCUCGCGCCACCUGUCAUAUUUGACAGACGAUCAAACAACAACAAUGGCAGAUCUCGUAGAGAAUAGGAGCGCCUCUUGGCAGCCAAGAGAACUCGAGGAACUGCUCGAGGGCGUCCAACAAAAUUAUGAAGUGUUGUGGGGCAAAUUGUCCGGCACAUUAUCAAAGAAAGACAAAGACCGUGCAUGGUCGGACAUCGUCCAAUCAAUAAAUUCCGUAGGGGGGAACGAGAGGAACGUAGAAGAUUCAAUGAAAAAGUGGUGUGAUUGGAAGAGCCGGACCAUUAUGAAGGAUGCCAAGAGAAGACGCUUUGUGGAAAGCUCUGGGGAGGCAGCUCUUCCAAAAAAAAUGCAAUUAACUGUUUUGGAGGAUAAGCUAUUGUCCUUAGUGCCCAAAACAAAGCUGUUCGGAGUGCAAGGUGGAGGGAUCGAUACCGGUCCACUCAAGAGAUCCAUGCAAGAAAAUGAUAACCUAGACAAAGGAGAGGAAAAUAAACGCCUCAAGCAGAACGUUCCAAGUGAGCCUGUUCCCAUUCAAACAAGCUCCAAAAGCACUGCCAGCAUCCCUGCCAGCAACAGCAACAGGAAGACAAGUAUGAAGGAUUGUGAUUGUCAUCAGGAAAUGAUUGACAUAUCUCGGCAAAUGCUAGAGGAGAGUGUAAAGCGGAAUGAAAUACUGCGGGACAUAAGUUCAACACUAAAAUUAACAGCUGGCAAAGCUUUCCUGGACAACUUGUUGGAUCCCACAAAUUUUUAAAAGCGGGGGCCAUAGACAAAACUAGUCUAUAAAAUGUGUGUUAAUUAUGUUUAAAAAAAUAACACCCCAUGAUAUACAUUUUGCUGUUAUUUCUACCUUGUUUAAAGGGACCUAUUCACAGAUUUAUGCAACUACUGA